Suncus etruscus (white-toothed pygmy shrew) is the source of this 1317-nucleotide messenger RNA. RefSeq names its product plasma serine protease inhibitor-like. The transcript has 4 exons. Lineage: Eukaryota; Metazoa; Chordata; Mammalia; Eulipotyphla; Soricidae. The coding region runs from base 1 to 1317 and encodes 438 amino acids. Gene Ontology annotation, molecular function: serine-type endopeptidase inhibitor activity. The record is from RefSeq and is a predicted model, not a curated record. Gene Ontology annotation, biological process: negative regulation of endopeptidase activity.
AUGGGACUUGAAAUCUAUGCUCAAUGGAUGUCUGGCCAGGAAAACCUCUCAACUCCAAAGAUUAUAGAGCCUCAGAUGUCAUCAGUUCCAGGGGUUUUAAAAAUUCAGGACGAUGUGAGAAAUCGGCCAAAACAAUUUUAUCCCACAAAAAUAAGGCCAACUCCAAGCAUUCUACCAUCUUCAACAACUGAUAUUAUAGCCACAAGGUACAUAAUCACCUCCCAAAAUCUCGAAUUAUCCUUUGAGCUGUAUAGAGAGUUAAUGAGCACCAACCGAGACAAGAAUUUCAUGUUCUCCCCGCCAACCUUCUCCCUUGCCCUCACUAUGCUGGGUCUCCAGGCUAGCCCACAAACUCGAAGAAAUAUCCUGAAUAGUUUGAGCUUGUCAUCCAUGGUGAUCUCUGAUACCCCAAGUUAUAGCGACCAUUACAACCUUGGGAAGUUCCUUCAAAGCCAACUACCAUCCUCUGAAGGAUGCCAGUGCGAACUACGCAGCAUGGUUGUUGGAACUCAGACUUAUGAGCAGUUGCAAGAAAAGUUUGUUAACAUGGCCUGGAAUAGUUAUCAUACCAAUGUUCUCGUCUUACCCCCCACACUACCCCAGACAACCGAACACCAGACCAGUGCCUUCAAGAAGGAGAAAACUCAAGACCAAAAAGGACCGUUUAAAAAAAGAAAUACUUUUGAUUUAUCUAGUGCCAUUUUCUUUAAAGGGCAAUGGACAAAUUUCUUCGAGAAGAAUCUGACAAUGUCUUUCCGGGUGAGGAGUGACUUCCGGGUGGCUGUGCCAGCUAUGCAGCAUGAGGGCCUGUUCCGUCUCCAGUACUGCUCCCCACUGAAGAGUUACGUCCUUCAGCUGCCUUACACCUGCAACAGCACUAGUUACUUCAUUAUGCCCAACAAUCGGAGCAACAGGGCAACAGAAAAUAUUCCAUUGUCUACGUAUAUUGAGGAUUGGAUUCUGCCUUUUCCACCAAGCAUGUGGAAACUGCACAUCCCCAAAUUCACUGUCUCCGGUCUCAGUUCCCUGGAGAAUCUACUGCCCAACAUGGGCUUCUGGGACAUCUUUAGCCCCAGCCACGCAGGCAUCAGUGGCAUUUUCGUGAAGGACCAGAACUACAGCAUUGAGAGGAUGCUUCAUGGGGCACAACUGACUGUGGAUGAGACAGGAGUCAAAAAUAAGAAGAAGUAUCAAACAAAGUACAAGCCCCGCAUCCGGACCUUCUAUUUCAACAGACCCUUCGUGAUAGUCAUUCUGACCCAAAACAAUGAAGUCAUCGUCAUGGGGAGAGUUAUGGAUCCUAUGAAUAAUACUUAG